Messenger RNA from Cryptomeria japonica (Japanese cedar), 1238 nucleotides. RefSeq lists its product as uncharacterized. Lineage: Eukaryota; Viridiplantae; Streptophyta; Pinopsida; Cupressales; Cupressaceae. The transcript is spliced from 5 exons. The record is from RefSeq and is a predicted model, not a curated record. The coding region runs from base 419 to 1087 and encodes 222 amino acids.
UAUGAUGUAUCAUACUUACAUUAUUAAAUAUGCCUGAUACAUGUCAUGGCGAAAUUAUAAGGAGGAUACUGUGGCUCAAACCCUAGGGCGUGACCCCCAGCUACUGAAGAUUUGGACGAAAUCCCAAAUCGCAGGUCUGCACCAACUAAAACACAGGUUCUUUGCUGAGUCUCAGUGUUCAUUACGAGGGCAAAUACUCUUUUGUGGAGCCGCCUGUGAAGGUAUUGAUCACGGUUUGUUCUGAGGAAGAGUUCGAGCCAGCCAAGGGAAAGGAGCUACAUCUUUCUGGGCGUUACCAAAGGUCUUCUGAGCUUGUGUACUUCUUGGGAAUUUGAAUUUGUGGGUCUGCAGCAUCAAGAACAAGGAGGUUCCGAUUACCAGGUGCUAUCUUAUAUCUACGGCUUGUGUUCACUCGGGUAUGCAAGGAAACCAACCUUUAUUAGCUGAGAUACAGAUUAAGAAGGCAUUUUCCCAAUUUUCAAUCAAAAUGGCAUCUAGUUUUGAAGCUAUAGAGGAUGAAAACUUGUGGGAUGAUGAAAUCCAUCAUGAUAAUAUGAAUGCAAACCAGAAUUCUGAUCUGGACAGAGAAUGGAAUACUAGACAUAACCAAUUUCACACUACUGGUUACAGGGAAGGUUUGUUGGCAGGCAAAGAUUCAUCUGUCCAGGUAGGUUUUAACAAUGGCUUUAAGGAAUCUGUGUUGGUUGGAUAUAACUGGGGCUUAGUUCGAGGGAUAACAAGUUCAUUUGCCUUCCUUCCGGAGCAUAUGAAAGAAAAAUUGGUGGAAGCAAAUGAAGGUAGAACCAAACUGGAAGCUCUGCAUCACAAAGUACAUUCGGUUUCAGGAAAAGAUGCACUGAAGCUGUUUCAUAAAGAUAGUUUGAAGGGAAAAUUGGAAACAUCAUCAAGCAACUCAGAAGAAAAUAGUCAAGUGAAUUUAGAAGGAAUUAAUCAAAUACCAGAAUCUGCAGAGAGAAUCGAGUCACCUUCAAACAUUAAUAACACAAGUGAACUUGCAGAAUUCCAUAGACAAUUGGUUUCUAUUAUUGAAACAACUUCUAUAAACACUGCAUGCUCGAGUUACUAAUUUGUGGAUCAAGAUGUCUGCUUUAUGCUAGUAUAUGUAUGUUAAUGCUAAAGUAGCAUCUAUUUUUCAUCAUUAAAUUUGAAAUUAUUAUCUUGUAGAUAUUUGUAUUGUAUAUUUGUUUCGUGAGCCAAUAUAAUGUAUUUGAUCUCAA